CAUAUCGUACAAAUGAGGGAAAACCUUGGGUAUUACCAGUGGUUCGAGCGACCGAAAAAAAGAUUGCAAGCGAUGAAAAGAUUAAUCACGAGUACUUAUCAGUUUUAGGGAACGAAAUGUUUAGAAAAGCUGCGACUGCUCUGCUAUUGGGUGACAACUCUAAAGCAGUACAAGAAAAACGGGUAUUUGGAGUGCAAACAUUGUCUGGCACAGGAGCUUUACGUCUUGGAGCCGAUUUUCUAACUAAAAUAAUGGGUCGUACUGAUUUUUACUGUUCUGAUCCAACUUGGGAAAAUCAUUCAAAAGUUUUUUUGGAUGCUGGUUUUAAGAAUGCACAUGAAUAUCGUUACUGGGAUUAUAAGAAACGUAUUAUUGAUAUCGACGGAUUAUUAGAAGAUUUAUGCCAGGCACCAGAAGGUGCUGUUAUUAUUUUACAUGCUUGCGCUCAUAAUCCAACUGGCAUGGAUCCAUCACAAGAACAAUGGAAGCAAAUUGCUGAUGUAAUUGAGGGCAAAAACUUAUUCCCAUUCUUUGAUUCAGCAUAUCAGGGUUUUGCUAGUGGAGAUCCAGAUAAUGAUGCAUGGGCUGUGAGAUAUUUCGUUGAUAGAGGUUUUGAGCUUGUAUGCUCUCAAUCUUUUGCCAAAAACUUUGGUCUUUAUUGUGAGCGUAUUGGUAAUUUAACAGUGGUACAGCAAAGUCCCAAAACAACUGCCGCUGUUCAAUCACAAUUCACUUUGGUGGUACGCGGCGCAUAUUCCAACCCACCAGCGUUUGGUAGCAGAAUCGUUGGAACAGUACUUAGUGAUCCAAAACUUAAAGGAGAAUGGAUGGAAUCAAUAGCAACCAUGUCAUGCAGGAUUCGGCAAAUGCGUGAAGCUUUAGUUGAAAAUUUAAAGGCACUGAACACUCCUGGUAACUGGGAUCACAUUGUGAAACAAAUUGGAAUGUUCUCAUACACUGGAUUAAAUGAGCAACAAGUGGGUACUCUUAUCAAAGAUUUCCAUGUGUAUUUACUUAAAACGGGACGAGUCAAUAUGUGCGGCGUAAAUGAUAAGAAUGUGAAACAUAUUGCAAAAGCCAUUAAUGCUGCAGUAUCUAAAAAGUAAUAUUUCGAUAUAGUAGAAAAGAACUAAUAAGCUUCUGUAUGGAACAACUCAUGAGAAGAAGGAGGUGUAAUAUGGUUUAUGAAUGACUCAAAGCGCAUAUAUGUUAAGCAUUCAAUGCCUAUGGUAGAACUAGUAAACAAAAAACUAAAAUACUUGAAUUAAUUAUAUCAGGAAUGUCCAAUUCUGAAUCUCAUUUUGACUACAAAUAAAUAUUACCAAUAUCCGUCUUUUAAAA
This is a messenger RNA of Teleopsis dalmanni, 1341 nucleotides long. RefSeq names its product aspartate aminotransferase, cytoplasmic-like. The record is from RefSeq and is a predicted model, not a curated record. Gene Ontology annotation, cellular component: cytosol. NCBI's taxonomy places the organism in Eukaryota, Metazoa, Arthropoda, Insecta, Diptera, Diopsidae. Gene Ontology annotation, biological process: L-aspartate biosynthetic process. Gene Ontology annotation, molecular function: pyridoxal phosphate binding; L-aspartate:2-oxoglutarate transaminase activity.